Messenger RNA from Rotaria sp. Silwood1, 552 nucleotides. NCBI's taxonomy places the organism in Eukaryota, Metazoa, Rotifera, Eurotatoria, Philodinida, Philodinidae. The record is from the annotation of a GenBank genome assembly.
AUGAAUCGUUUUUUAUUUCCCCGUUUAAAUUCAUCCAUAAUUCGUUUAUGUUAUCGUUCAACAUCAACAAAUUUUGGUUUAACAAAUCGUGAUCGAAAACGUUUUUAUAAAAAAGUAUCUGUUGUUGAAUCAUCACAAAUACCAACAAAAUAUGAAAUUUUACUUGAUCAACAUAAAUUAAAAACACCAUUAGGUAAUAUAAUAACAAUUGAAAAUGAAUUUCUUGCAUUAGCACUUGCACAAGAAUGGAAUCAACAAUAUAAAAAAAUUGAUUUAUCAUCAAUGCAUUUAUAUUCUUUAAUAAAUACAUUUAUUGAUAAUCCAUUAAAAUUUACAAAAAAUCAACUUAUAGAAAAAUUAAUGCAUUUUCUUGAUUGGGAUACAUUACUUUAUCGUUCAGAUCAACCAGAAGAACUUCGACAAUUACAAAUUAAAUCUUGGGAUCCAAUAUUAUUAUAUAUUAAUAAAGAAUUUCAUACAAAUUUUCAAUCAACAUAUGAUCUUCAUAUAAAAGAUCUUAUAAAUAAAAAUGAUCGAUAUAUAAUUGAAAAA